Molecule: messenger RNA, 309 nt
Organism: Striga asiatica
Lineage: Eukaryota; Viridiplantae; Streptophyta; Magnoliopsida; Lamiales; Orobanchaceae
Source: the annotation of a GenBank genome assembly
AUGGAAGAAUCCAUAAACACUGACGAAGCACGAGCGACACUUCAAAAAUCAACGCCUCUGCAACACCGUAUAGUCGUCACCCCGGGUGGCACUAAAUAUUGGAUACCACAGUGCAAUGUUGCAAUCGUGCCUCAUAGAGGACAGACAUUUGAUGGGCUCAACGAAGCUGUCACUUUCUAUUGUGCCUAUGCGUCUACAGUCGGGUUUGACGUUAGGCAAAGCACAUUGUUGAAAGCAAAAGAUAAGACUCUGGAAAUUGAUAAAUGCACAGAGGUGGUGGCACUCUCGGCACAACCAGAUGCACAAUAG